Molecule: messenger RNA, 1223 nt
Organism: Diprion similis
Lineage: Eukaryota; Metazoa; Arthropoda; Insecta; Hymenoptera; Diprionidae
Exons: 6
Coding region: 689-1147 (152 amino acids)
Source: RefSeq, a predicted model, not a curated record
UUCUCGCUCUCUACUCCAGCUCGUUUGCUCGCCCAUUCCUUGCUGUCUCCCUUUUUACUACUCGACGUGUUCAGUUCCACAGAACCCGGUCGACAGCAACUGGCCGGCGUGUGGCGGUGUAAUUUCAUUCUGCGUUCCCGCGCAUGUGUGCGCUAGUAACUUGCCUAACGCGUCUGCAUCCAUGCGCACGCACACCAUUCCGUAAGUUCACGAUACUGACGACCCCACCAAGGAGAAGAGUGGGGGUCUGAUGGUCUGCGCAUGCGCCGAUCAGCGCGGCUAAGUAACGGACGGCGCGAAGAGCUACUGUUGAUAACGCCCAGCCCUGAGUGAGCCCAGCAAACGCCAAGCAUUAGUACAACGCAAAUACGCCGGCGGCUGGUCAAUAAUUCAAACCAAGUAGUCUCAUGGCUCUUUUUAGUCACAUGGCGUCCUCGUGGCGUCAACUCGUCACAGGUGGAACGACACGACCGAAGCGGUUGCUUCAGUCCAGCAGAUGUUGCGUCGUGCCAGAGCUGUACGCGUGUCUUGUAUGGAUGAUGGAAGACAAUUACGCAGAAGCAAAGAAGAUACCUGACCACCUUCUAUUCUUGGGAGACAUUUUUCAAUGACCUGACGUGCAGCAGCAUUGCCUCAGGAACGUUCAGCGUCGAGGAUUUACUGACAAGAAUCGACAUCCGGUUACUAAAUGGCGCCAGGAGGCAGCUGGAUUCGUUCUUUGAUAGUUUUACCAACCCGGAAAAUACGCAACGGCGAUAAGCCCCUGGCUUCGGAGGUUUUGACCAGCUACUUACUGCAAACUGAGGAACCACCUUGGACUUCGUACUUUGUGAAGUAUGCUGAUGUGGUAAACGAUCAACGAGGUAUGUCCCAUUUCAACUGGCCAGUUGGAAAAAGCAAUUAUCACGUUUUGAGGACAGGUUGCUAUCCUUACCUCAAGUAUCACUGCACAAAGAGAGCUAAGGAGGAUCUCAGUGCUGACAACACCCUUUUCAUGAUCAUCAAGAUAAUUAACCUUGGAAUUCCUACAUUGAUAUACGGACUGACGGCUACGCAACUAAUUCGUCAUCGCGAAAUCGUUAAAACUCCUCAUGGCAACGUGACUAUCCAUUUCUUAUUGCCGGAGGAUAAAGGCUCCCGGUAUUAGCGUGUCAUGCAGAGUAAUUAUUUUACACCUUGUAUGCUGUCCAAUUUAUUGCGAAUAAAGUUUUCCAAACGUCGCC